CUUUGAAGAGGACGCACGCCUAAAAUAAACACGAACAUUGUAGAUACGUCAAGUUGAAGAAGCCACGGGUCACAAUGAAAACUGUGAUGUUUUUGACACUCCUGGAAUUAUUCCUACAUGACACGACGGCAGGUGCCUGACAGCUGAUUGAUGAUCAGCCUGCACCGUCAUCAUAAACUGAUGUCUCAUCAUAAACUGACGUCGCUUCACGUGACGCUGCAGAGUGCUUCACACUUUAAAGGCUUUCUACACUGCAUCGUCUGAAGUCCCAGACUUCCCAGAGUUUGUGGCUGUUGCGGUGGUGGAUGGUAUUCAGGUUGAAUACUACGACAGUAACAUCAAGAGAGUAACAACCAAGCAGGACUGGAUGAACAAAAUGACAGAGGUCAAAGAUGACUUUUGGGAAUGGCAGACUGAGGCCGCUAUGUAUCACCAGAAGUGGCUCAAAGCCAACACUGAAGUUGCAAAGCAGCGCUUCAACCAAACUGGAGGUGUUCAUGUUUACCAGUUGAUGCAUGGCUGUGAGUGGGAUGAUGAGACUAAUGAGGUUAAUGGAUAUCGUCAGUAUGGCUAUGAUGGAGAAGACUUCCUUGUUCUGGACAUGAAGGCGAUGACAUAUGUCGCUCCCAAACCUCAGGCUGUCUUCACUAAAAACCAGCUGAAUAGUGACAAAGCACGGUUAGAGUAUCAAAAGUACUACCUUACCCAUGAGUGCGUUGACUGGCUAAGGACGUUUGUAAACUAUGGAAAGAGCUCUCUGAUGAGAACAGACCUCCCCACAGUGUCUCUCCUUCAGAUGUCUCCCUCCUCUCGGAUCACCUGCCAUGCUACAGGUUUCUACCCCAACAGAGCCGUGAUGUUCUGGAGGAAAGAUGGAGAGGAGCUUCAGGAGGACGUGGACCACGGAGAGAUCCUCCCCAACCCCGACGGAUCCUUCCAGAUGAGUGCUGACCUGGAACUUCCCUCUGGAGACUGGGAGAAGUACGAUUGUGUGUUUCAGCUGGCUGGUGUGAAGGAGGACAUCAUCACCAGACUGGAGAAAAGAGAGAUCAAAACCAACCACGUGGAUCACACAAACACUAUCAUUGGCAAUGUCAGUGGAGUCCUUGUUGUUCUCGCUCUCAUCAUCGCUGGUGGUGGAUACUUGAUUCGCAAACGGAGAACAGCCAAACGCCCUCCAUCUCCCGUCAGCGACUCUGGUGUGGAACAAAGCAUGCUUCCCAAUCCAUCAUCCUAAAAGACAAAGACACCAGCCUGAACUCAGUUUAUGGAGACAUUUUGCACUAAAUUAAUGAGCAAAGCUUAAAAACUCAUCUGGUGCUUUAUUUGCUCUUCAUCAUUUAAGACAUAAACUGAUCAGUAAAGGAUUUGAUUUUAGAUUCUUAUUGAUUGAAAUACAAAGAAACAAGUUGACACAUUUGUUGACACAUUGAUUACAAAUCAUUUCAAAUAUGAAGGUUGACAUUCAUUGGUUUUGAUUAAGAAUAGGUUUCUCUGGAAAAAAAAAACCAUUGAAAAAAUGUAACAUUAUUUACCUUGAGAGAUAAAAAAGAAUCAUCUGUGACCACAUAGCACCGCUCCUCAUAUGUGCAACAGAAACUUCAGUCUUCAUUCAAAACAAAUCCACCAUAGUGUCUGUUUAAUAUUUCUGGAGCUUUGUGCUAAAAUAAAUGUUUGUUUAAAGAUGUUAAUAUACAUACAUAACCUCACAUCACAGACAUACCUUCACAUUUUCUGAUCUUUACUCAUGCCAUCCUGUUGUGACACAAAACCUUUAUUGAGUUACUGUUAAAAACUCAAAGGGUUUUUUAAGGAAAAUAUAAAACCUUUAACUUUAAAGAAAAUUUUAAAAUGAAAUAAACAAAAAUUCUGACUGAUUGCAAUUAAUAAAGUUGACUAGACAAGAUCAGAAACGUGAAGCAUUUCACUUUUUAUUAAUUUCACACCUCCACCAGAAUGUUAGGCUUGCAGUGUGUGAAGUUAAAUGAAAGGUUGGUUACAACAAAAAGAAAGAUUUGGUUUAACUCUUUAUGAUUCAAAAUAAACUAAAUUUCCAAUCUAACAAAAACAACUUAGUCCUUAUCCGUUCACUUUGGUUUGUCUUUUAAAUCCUUUUAAGUCCAUUAAUCCACACAACUGCAACUGCUAUAGAGUUCAUAAUCAACUCUUCUCCAAAGGAAAAACACAAUAAUUCCUCUAGAGACGAAAAGAAAGAAAAACAUUGAUACCAUAAAAGUGUACAAAAAAGAGUCUAUCUCAUUCAGAUCCAAGAGAACCAUAGUCCACUGGAAAGUUUUCCUCCCUCAUCCGUGUGAUGGGAGUCCAGCCAAGGACUCCUUAAAAUUUUCACUUGUAAAAAGAUUAUCAGUUUAAUUUCAGUCUUCAAACAUUUCUCACUGCAGCUCUAAUACUGCGGUACGCCUGAUCGUUUAUGUUCUCCCAGUCAUUGGGCUUCUCCAUCUCUUCCUCCACAACACAUUCUCCUUUUAUAAUCUCGUCCUUACCAGUGUUAUUUUACCUUUACGUCAAUAUAACAGCAAGUAACCACAUAAAAGGAAGACACGGGGCCUCAUUCAUUUUCAAUAAAAUGUUUUUCAAUGAUGCACUUUUAAUGAGAUACCUAUUAUAUAAUUUAUACUUGAGGUUUCAUUAUCACACUGUUUUAUUAUAAUAUGAACAUCAAGAGUACAGAUUGUUGUCAAGCAGCAUAUUUGAGUUUUUGAUGUGGAGAAAGCCGUUCUUUGGUUCUCUGCUUGUUUGACCAAAUGGAGCAACACAACAGACCAACGUCACCAACAUGAAUUGUGACUUUAGCACUCUAAAUUGUGUGUUUAGAGCCCCAAAGGUGCCAAGUGUGAGUGAAGAUGGUGGUCUUCUCCACUGAUAAAUUGUACUUUAUUGAUCUUGAUGUGAAAUUGUUUUGACUUGAAGUUACUGAGUUUUUGAAGGACUUUGUUGUACACAGGUUUUAACCUGAUGACUAUUUCAUCUCUAAAGUGAACUAUAAUUAAUGACAUCUCAAGAUAUGCUGCAUUUCAUAUGAAUUUACAAAUUUGCAUAAAUAGAUAGAAAUAUGAUGGAAAACUAUUUUUAGGUUUUUAUAACAAAAAACGGAUUAUUAUUUAUACAGAUUAAUAAAUAAAAAAUCUAUUUUCAUAUGGCGCAUAGAUUUAGUUGCAUAUCUUGAUUGAGAUAUAUUGUGAAUAAUUUAUUGUGUGAUUAAUUAAUUAAUUAAUUUACUUAUUUAUAAUUUCUACAUGGAAGCAUAAUAAUGAUCUUUGAAAAUCGUGAAUGGGUGGGAAUAAGUAAGUUUAUACUUUUUAAUUUUAUUUAUUUUAUUUUGUCUCCGUGAUUUUGUCCCUCAGAGGGAUAAAUUGAACACGUGUUGAAGCAUUUUUUUUUUUAAUCCACUUACACUCUGAAGGGUUGUGUGAUGAUUAAUUUUUUUAAUUUCUGCAAAUAUUUUUUGAAUUAUUUAGGAAGAUUUUUGUGUUUUAUCUUAGGUUUCAAAUUGAUCAAAAUGAAAUAUGCUGAAAAUUAUUAAUGGAUUCCAGAUGAAGUUUCCUUGCUUUUUUUUUUCCAUUCUAAUUUUGUGUUUAUUAAAGCCCCUU
Messenger RNA from Cheilinus undulatus (humphead wrasse), 3611 nucleotides. Its product is annotated as major histocompatibility complex class I-related gene protein-like. Gene Ontology annotation, biological process: immune response. The transcript is spliced from 9 exons. The record is from RefSeq and is a predicted model, not a curated record. The coding region runs from base 368 to 1237 and encodes 289 amino acids. Lineage: Eukaryota; Metazoa; Chordata; Actinopteri; Labriformes; Labridae. Gene Ontology annotation, cellular component: external side of plasma membrane.